Messenger RNA from Fonsecaea multimorphosa CBS 102226, 681 nucleotides. RefSeq lists its product as uncharacterized. The transcript is spliced from 2 exons. The record is from RefSeq and is a predicted model, not a curated record. NCBI's taxonomy places the organism in Eukaryota, Fungi, Ascomycota, Eurotiomycetes, Chaetothyriales, Herpotrichiellaceae. Bases 1 to 681 code for a protein of 226 amino acids.
AUGUCAGACCUCGAACUGACGCUUGAGAGACUGCGCAACGCGUACGACAAUCCUGAAUACGCGAAGGGCCUCAAUACGGCGUUGAGAAAGGCAUUGAGACUCUUUGCUGCGGCUGCCAGAUUGGAUUUUGUGCAAGACAACGCAGGCAACAUACACAUCUGGAAGCAUGGUCGGGACCCGGAGCUGGCAAACAUCGCCAUAGCCUUUCAGUUAGACGAGAGCCGCUCACGGGCUUCUUGUGAGAGUGCGUUUCGCCUCUUCCACCAACUGCAAAGAGAGAACCUACUCUGCGGCCUCACUCUGCUGGGCUGGACUUCUGUGGGAGUCGAUUACCUUGGACGUGAUCUCUGGGAAACAGGUGGAUACAUACCGACCAAAAAGCAAGUGCAGCCCGAACUCGAACAGUUUUCGACCUUUGAAGACGUGUCGAAGUUUCAGUUGUCGGCAGUCUUCGAAGUGGCUGAGACGCAAGAUAUUCCGCUGGAGGCUGAAGGAGCACCUGUCCUCAUCGAACAUGUGAAGAAAGUUGCAACCUCGGCGGUAGCAAGCAGGCCCACGACCCGCAAACAAAUGCGAGCACCAGAGAUACGCAUCAAAGGCCAAAACGCUGAAACGAUAGGCUUUGAAGCGAUCAAGACGUACAGCGCAUACGUCGGUGCCUUGUUUGACAACUUUGACUAG